AUGUCUCUGAGGAAAGCCUUGCUCUCUCGGAAAUUCUCCAAAUCGUUUAGAGAAUUGAAAUUUCGAGACGAUGAUCAGGCUCGUGGUGGAGACCGCCGAGUCGCGCGCGGCGACUCGGCCGAGUUGGACCGAGUCGCGGACUAUGCCGACUCGUCGUCAUCGUCCUCGUGGUCGACUAUGCUCCCGGAGCUCCUCGGCGAGAUCAUACAGAGAGUGGAGAAUAGCGAGGACAAGUGGCCUAACCGCCAAAACGUCGUCGCUUGCGCCUGUGUCUGCAAGCGGUGGAGGGAUAUUACCAAGCAGAUCGUGCGCUCGCCUUCCUACAGUGGCAAAAUUACCUUCCCUUCUUGCCUUAAACAGCCAGGACCAUGCGAUUUUCCCCAUCAAUGUCUAAUAAAACGAAACAAGAAGACCUCAACAUUUUACCUUUAUCUUGCAUUCACCCCAUAUAAGGGAAAGUUUCUUUUAGCAGCACGAAGAUAUAGGCGUGGCUCUCACACUGAGUAUAUUAUAUCGCUUGAUGCCGAUGACAUAUCCCAAGGAAGCAAUGCUUAUGUGGGAAAACUAAGCUCGGAUUUUCUGGGCACCAAUUUUACAAUCUAUGACAGCCAGCCGCCGCAUACUGGUGCAAAGCCUGCAAGCAGCCGGUCUACCCGCCGUUUCGCAAGCAAGCAAAUAAGCCCCCAAGUUCCAGCAGGCAACUUUGAAGUUGGGCAGGUCUCUUACAAGUUCAACCUUCUAAAAUCAAGAGGUCCAAGGAGGAUGGUCUGCCCGCUUAAUUGCCCACCAUCAGGUGAAACUGCAAUUGGUAAACCUUUGGAAAAAUCCAAGAUGAAGAAACCAGAAUCUACCAGUUCUGGCUACACCAUCUUGAGGAAUAAAGCUCCAAGAUGGCAUGAUCAGUUGCAGUGCUGGUGUUUGAAUUUCCAUGGUCGGGUCACAGUAGCAUCAGUGAAGAACUUUCAACUGGUUGCGACAAUGGACCCAAGCCAGCCAGGGGGGAAAGGAGACGAGGAAACGGUUCUUCAGUUUGGAAAAGUGGGUGAUGAUACGUUCACGAUGGAUUAUAGGCAGCCCUUGUCAGCCUUCCAGGCAUUUGCUAUUUGCCUUACCAGCUUUGGCACAAAACUGGCUUGUGAGUAA
This is a messenger RNA of Prunus armeniaca (apricot), 1143 nucleotides long. The record is from the annotation of a GenBank genome assembly. Lineage: Eukaryota; Viridiplantae; Streptophyta; Magnoliopsida; Rosales; Rosaceae.